AUGGACUUUUCGCCGAUGGACAUCCAGACAGCGAAGGUUGCUAUUCAGAUGCAGCGAGCAGAUUUCACGGAGCUACUCGACAGCCUCUCCAACGACGAAGAUCUGUCAGAAUAUAACGAGCACCCCAGUAUUAAGACCAUUCAGCGCAACUUCAUCCAACAGCUCUCGCUCUUGGAGGGUCAGAUCCCCGUCAUCGAGACAAUCAAAGACGAGUACAACGAGCGUGUCGCAUCCAAGAAGCUCUUGGAAGACGAGAAACAAGCAGCCAGCGACCACCAGCUCGCCAUGGGAUUAUCCGGGGUACCCUUCGGCCCAGCAGAUGUCGCCGUUUUGCGACUAUACGUGGAAUACCCUUGGCUGUCUCGUUGGGAUAUCUUCUACAACGUAGCUGUUAAAGGCAUCCCUGCUGAGACAAAGAACGAAACCUCACGUCCACCACGAACCGCAGCACACUCACAAUGGCCCAUUCUCCUGGCAAUCUUCUGUGUCCUAGCUUCCUCCACAGGCGCCGGGUUGGUGGUAUACCUUUCUGACGGAAAGCCCACGACAUCUUGGAAGACACGGCCAUCUGUUCUACUCGCUAUUCUGGCUCCCAUCAUCACUAUAUCGGUUGCCUUUCUGCUGUCAACAGCCUUCAGCAUCUCGUGGUGGAGAGCAGCAGAGUCAGGGACAACGAUCGAGCAUCUCAACCGCAUCUGGGAUCGCGCUUUCUGGCUACGAAAGAGCACUUGGAAAACUGCGGUGUUCAGUACCAACGGUUUCAUGAGAUUGGCCAUCGUAUCCCUCUUGGUACCGGUGGGCAACUUCCUAUAUAACCCCUUGUUCCAAUUAUCGACAACAGAGUCUUGUACCGGCACUGAGGCAGACGCUGUCUCCCUGACACUCGAUAUACUUCCUGAGAUAUCGAAAGGUCUCGCAUCUCUCUCCUGCACUGGCACAGGGGCUCGGAUGGACUUCACCGCUGCAGCGGUGCAGUGGUAUAGGGGAGACCCCAUUCGUACGAAAGACGAAGAGGGCUACAGAUGUGAAGGCACUUGUCAAGGCACCGUUGUAGCCCCGGGCAUCGUAGCUACAUGCACCAACAAAACGACAACGAUGGACCUCACAUAG
Messenger RNA from Macroventuria anomochaeta, 1110 nucleotides. RefSeq lists its product as uncharacterized. The transcript is spliced from 2 exons. The coding region runs from base 1 to 1110 and encodes 369 amino acids. The record is from RefSeq and is a predicted model, not a curated record. NCBI's taxonomy places the organism in Eukaryota, Fungi, Ascomycota, Dothideomycetes, Pleosporales, Didymellaceae.